Messenger RNA from Neurospora hispaniola, 931 nucleotides. RefSeq lists its product as uncharacterized. Bases 248 to 736 code for a protein of 162 amino acids. The record is from RefSeq and is a predicted model, not a curated record. The transcript is spliced from 3 exons. Lineage: Eukaryota; Fungi; Ascomycota; Sordariomycetes; Sordariales; Sordariaceae.
GUUAUUUUUCAAUCUCCAACAUGAUUCGCCCAAGGCCACGACAUGCUAUAUCACCAGUGAAUAUGGCAUCCGUGGGCUAGGUAAGAGAAAAGGAAGGGUUAACUGAGAUCAAUAUCAGGCCAUUACCGCAUCAGAUAACAUGUAGUUAUCUAUAAAGUGGGAUUGAAAGAUCGUCGCGUUGAGCCUUUCUUUCUUCUCCUGAGUUCAAUCAUCAAGGGGCUAAGAGGAAGCUGAAUCAAAAGCAAGAAUGCGUGACAUCACCUCCAUCUCGUUCUUCCUUCUCGUAGCACCCCUCGGCGCCCUCGCCGCCCCAACACCUUUCGAGGAUGUGAUUCCAAGUAGAGUGCACCAAGCAAGAGCAGUGGUAACCCCAGCGCCAUGCCAACCGCAGCUCAGCCCUCCUCCCACCGAGCAGGAAUCAGCCGAACGCUUCGAGAAGUUCGCCCACGCCUUUCUUGAAACCAAGAACUUGACUAAAGCGUUUAAGUACAUUGAUGCUACGUACAUUAACCAUAACCCGUUUGCCAGCGCCAACGGCCCCAACGCUGCUCUCGAUGCCCUCGGUCCCUACUGGGACUCGGUCCAGAUCACUUCGUUGAGAAGAACGUUCAAGGGCGAGUUUGGAUGGUUAAAUUAUCGGACCAAUUACUUUGGCGAGAUUGUUGAUAGAUAUCGCAUGGAGGGUGGGUGUAUUGUUGAGCAUUGGGAUCAAAACGAGCAGUACCCUUCUUUCUGAGACGAGAAAGGUACGGGGAACGACUGGGUGAUGGUCUGAAAUAAAAAUAAAGCCAGUGGCUCUUCUACCACGAGAUCAACUUAAACAAACAUAGCAGUGCACCUGGAUAUUUGCCGUCCUUUCAAUCACUUCGAUGACCACAAAGCGAACGCUGAAAGUUACUUGACCUGAUAGACUUCCCAGUCUCCAAGCUCU